This is a messenger RNA of Castor canadensis (American beaver), 1203 nucleotides long. The record is from RefSeq and is a predicted model, not a curated record. Lineage: Eukaryota; Metazoa; Chordata; Mammalia; Rodentia; Castoridae.
AUGCCACGAGGUCAGAAGAAGAAGCUCCAGGCCCGUGAAAAGCGUCGUCGGGCCCAAGGUGAUGCUCAGGACUGUGGGGGCGCUAAGGAAACAGCAGUGGUAGCAGAAGAGUCCACUCCAUUCUCCAAGAGUAUACCUGAGUCACGCAGCACUGCCCAAAGGCAUCAGAAAGCACAAUGUGCCAUAGCUACUGCUGCAGCUAUUUCUGCACCACCAUCUACUCCUACUGAUGUACCUAUUCCUGCAGCACCAUCUGUUGCCCCUGCUGAGGCCACUGUUCCUGAAGCACCAUCUAUUGCCCCUGCUGAAGUCACUGUUCCUGAAAUACCAUCUACUGUCCCUGCUGAGACCACUGUUCCUGAAUCACCAUCUACUGCUCCUACUGAGGAGGCUGUUUUUGCAGUUCCUACUGCAGCUAUGGCUAUAAAAAAAAGCACUUCUGAGGCAACCCCCUCCACUGAUAUUUCAUACCUAGAUCUUGUAGCCAAAAAGGUUACGUUGCUGGAGCAGUUUCUACUCUAUAAGUAUAAUAUAAAGCAGCUCACUACCAAGGAAGAUAUGCUGAAGGUUAUCAGCAAGAAAUAUAAAAAUGAGUUUGCUGAGAUCUUCAGAAGAGCCUCUGAGCACCUCGCAGCUCUCUUUGCAGUUGAAGUGAGAGAAGUUGACUCAAGCCGUCACUCAUAUAAGCUUGUCAGCAAGAUGAAACUCCCUAACAACGGGAGGAUUCGUGCAGGCAGGGGGUUACCCAAGACUGGUCUCCUGAUGAAUGUCCUGGGAAUGAUCUUUAUGAAGGGCAACUGUGCCUCUGAAGAAGACAUCUGGAAAUACCUAAAGUUGAUGCGAGUUUAUCCUGGCAAGAAGCACUACAUCUAUGGAGAGCCCAGGAAGCUCAUCACUCAAGAUUUGGUGAGGCUGAAGUACCUGGAAUACCGGCAGGUGCGUGGCAGUGAUCCUCCACGCUAUGAAUUCCUGUGGGGUCCCCAGGCCCAUGCUGAAACCAGCAAGAUGAAAGUCCUGGAGUUUUUGGUGAGAGUAAAUAAAACUGCCCCUAGUUACUUCUCGUCCUUUUAUGAAGAGGCUUUGAAAGAUGAGAAAGAAAGAGCCCAAAUCUUAGAGGCAGCCAAGUCUGGCACCACUGCCAAAAUUAGUGCAAGUUCUUUGGCCAUAUGUCCAGCACCAGAUCCUACCCAGGUUGAAGUUUGA